Molecule: messenger RNA, 923 nt
Organism: Penaeus chinensis
Lineage: Eukaryota; Metazoa; Arthropoda; Malacostraca; Decapoda; Penaeidae
Gene: l(1)10Bb
Product: protein BUD31 homolog
Exons: 4
Coding region: 111-545 (144 amino acids)
Biological process (GO): mRNA splicing, via spliceosome
Cellular component (GO): nucleus; spliceosomal complex
Source: RefSeq, a predicted model, not a curated record
ACCGCACUUGACGCUUUGUUUACAUCGGAGAGAGAAGAAGAAAACGUUUGUGGAUUUCCUUAUUGAAGGAUUUCUUUUUUUCUUGAGUGUUUAUUGAGUAUUUUAUCAAAAUGCCUAAAGUGAGGCGUAGUCGGAAGCCUCCUCCAGAAGGAUGGGAGUUAAUUGAGCCAACGCUGGAGGAACUGGAUCAGAAAAUGAGAGAAGCUGAAACGGAGUCGCACGAGGGCAAGAGGAAGGUCGAGUCCCUUUGGCCCAUCUUCCGUAUUCACCAUCAGAGAUCUAGAUAUAUUUACGACCUUUUCUACAGACGGAAAGCUAUCAGCAGAGAACUGUAUGAUUACUGUCUCAAGGAGAAGAUUGCAGACCAGAACCUGAUUGCUAAGUGGCGCAAACAGGGAUACGAGAACCUGUGCUGCCUUCGCUGCAUUCAGGCCCGCGACACCAACUUCGGCACCAACUGUGUGUGCAGAGUUCCAAAGAGCAAGCUGGAGGAGGGAAAGAUUGUUGAAUGUGUUCACUGUGGAUGCCGUGGCUGUUCGGGAUGAGGAAGACAUUAUAACAUGUGCAUGAAUCAGCUUCACUUGUCAUGCAUUACCCAGAGACCUGAGGACCAUAAUGUUCUGUCAAUAUUCAAUCAGAAUUUAGUGUAUAGGUUAAAGAUGUUAAUAAAAAAAAAAAUAAUACAAUUUUCCUUUACAGUUUAGAUAGACAGAGGAAUAGAUUUUUUUUUUUCCAGUUUCAGUUAAUGUUCUAAUUGGAUUAUGGAAUCCCCAUAUGAAUAAGUUUCUCAAGAUGGUCCAAAAUGUAUUUUUCUUACUUAAUGUUGACCCUGCCUCAUGCACAUGAUAUUGAUUUUUAUUGUGAUUUUUAAAAACACUGAUCUUUGUCUUUGAGUGGAGAAAAUAAAACAAACACAUCUUAAA